GGCGCGGGAGGGGCGCGGGGCCGGGGCCGCGCCGGGCUGAGCCGCGCGCGGGGCCGGCGGGAGGAUGGGCUGUGGAGGCAGCCGCGCCGAUGCCAUCGAACCCCGCUACUACGAGAGCUGGACCCGGGAGACCGAGUCCACUUGGCUCACCUACACCGACUCGGACGCGCUGCCCAGCGCCGCCGCGCCCGACCCGGGCCCCGAGGCGGGCGGCCUGCACGCGGGUGUGCUAGAAGAUGGACUGGCCUCCAAUGGGGCACCCCGCUCUGCAAUCUCCAACCCAGAAAAGAAGAUAAGCUGUGGAACACAGUGUUCCCACCCACAGAGCCUGGCCUCAGGCCUCCGGACCGCAGAGGCUAAAAGAGAUGCUAAGCAAAUGCUUACAGAAGAAGCCAGUACGAGUAUCGCUGCCACCAUCCGACCAGUGGACAGGAAUCAUAGGCUUGUCAAGAAUUGUGUCGACUAGCAGCAUGUUGGAUAAGAAGAACAUACACAUGGCUGGGGUGCCUCUCAUGUAAUGGAGCCCAUCGAGGACUCAUCAAGCAGAGGAGGACUCUUCUGGGAGAGUUUCUAUAAGGGCAUCUUCCCCAGCAGCCAGAGAAGCUGGCACUGCAGGGCUGUCUCAGUCUCACACACCCAGUAAAUAUGCCAUCACAGCCCUCGCCUUGGGUAUCAAACUGCAAAGGAAUCACAGAGUAGCCUCUUUGCAACUCCAGCACCCACAUCCAGGGUGAAUAUAGGGCUCAAAGCUUGGGCCAGUUUGGGACAAGUAGGAGAAAAUUCUUGGGUCCUGGAUACACGUACACACAUCAAUUCUCCACCCUCACAGCUGGACAGGGAGCACUGGUUCAGGUUUGGUCACUCUUCUUGUUCUUUCUUUUUUGAAAAAUCUCCUACU
Messenger RNA from Suncus etruscus (white-toothed pygmy shrew), 898 nucleotides. It is a transcript of the gene BAALC, whose product is annotated as BAALC binder of MAP3K1 and KLF4. The record is from RefSeq and is a predicted model, not a curated record. Gene Ontology annotation, cellular component: cytoplasm. The transcript is spliced from 3 exons. Lineage: Eukaryota; Metazoa; Chordata; Mammalia; Eulipotyphla; Soricidae. Bases 65 to 466 code for a protein of 133 amino acids.